Molecule: messenger RNA, 1383 nt
Organism: Thermochaetoides thermophila DSM 1495
Lineage: Eukaryota; Fungi; Ascomycota; Sordariomycetes; Sordariales; Chaetomiaceae
Product: uridine kinase-like protein
Exons: 8
Coding region: 1-1383 (460 amino acids)
Cellular component (GO): cytoplasm
Molecular function (GO): ATP binding; kinase activity
Source: RefSeq, a predicted model, not a curated record
AUGUCUCCCACUUCAACCGGUACCUCGUCAGAUGCCAGCUCCCUGGUCAACGGCGUCAACAACAUCAAGCUCUCCGACCGCUCCAAGACCGACGCAGACAUUCUUAGUGAGAAAGCGCAUUAUGCGCCGCCCUGGGCCGAUGUCAGCAUCAUUGGCAUUGCAGGCAGCUCAGGCUCGGGCAAGUCAACACUCUCUCAGGCCAUCGUGAACAAGCUCAACCUGCCGUGGGUUGUAAUUUUGUCUAUUGAUUCCUUCUACAAGAACCUCACCCCCGAGCAGUCAAAGGCGGCCUUUCUCAAUGAGUACGACUUUGACUCUCCCGAUGCCUUGGACUUCGAUGCCCUAGUAGAGCGACUCCGUGACCUCAAAGCCGGCAAGCGUGCCGAGAUUCCCGUGUAUUCCUUUGAGAAGCAUGCCCGUCUGGACCGCACAACGUCCAUCUACUCGCCCCAUGUCCUUAUCCUUGAGGGCAUCUUUGCGCUUUAUGACCCCAGAGUCCUUGAACUGCUGGACAUGAAGUCGCAAGUAUUGCGCGACCAAAGAGAUCGGGGACGCGAUCUCGAGGGCAUCAUCAAGCAGUGGUUCAAGUUUGUCAAGCCUAACUUUGAGAAAAGGAAAGUGGCCGACAUCAUCGUUCCAAGGGGUGUAGAGAAUCAUGUCGCUAUGGCCAUGGUGACCCAAUUUAUCCAGCAGAAGCUGCUCGAAAAGUCAAAACAUCACCGUGCAGCCCUGACAAGACUUGAGAUUGGAGCACAUUCCGAGCCUAUGUCUAAGAAGGUUAAUGUGGUGAAACAGUCCCCUCAAAUUCGUGUUAUGAACACGAUCGUCCAGAACAUCGACACCUCGAGCGAAGACUUCAUAUUCUACUUUGACCGCCUAACUGCACUUCUCAUCGAGCAAGCCCUUAACCAAGUCCCAUUCGUCCCUGCAACAAUCACAACCCCCCAAGGCUGCACCUACGCCGGCCUCCGCGCCAAAGGCGAAGUCUCAGCUGUUCUCGUUCUCCGCGGCGGCGCAGCCCUCGAAACAGGCUUACACCGCGUCAUUCCCGACUGCAAGACCGGCCGCAUUCUGAUCCAAAGCAACAUUCGCACGGGCGAGCCCGAACUGCACUACCUAUCUUUGCCGCCCGACAUCGAUAAGCACGAAGCGGUAUUGUUACUCGAUGCGCAGAUGAGCAGUGGCGGAUCGGCGCUCAUGGCUGUGCGGGUGCUGCUGGAUCAUGGGGUGCGCCAAGAUCGGAUAGUGCUGGUUACGUUUACCGCCGGGAAGAUGGGACUGCAUCGGUUGACGAAGGCGUUCCCUGAGAUUAGUGUUGUUGUGGCGAAUGUCGUGCCGGAUCUUGAGGAGAGAUGGGUUGAGAAAAGGUACUUCCGGUGUUGA